GGUUAGUUGGGUCCUCUGUACUGGAAGGUGUCGUCCAAUAGACCCGAGAUUCUCCUUUACCUGGACAUAAGCAAUUCCUAGAUGUGAAGAGGAGUGAAACUUUAGCAGACAGCUCAAGCGAGAGCACGUGGAAGGUCUCAGAAAAAGAAGGGUCACCCAAGCUUCUGUGUAAGACAUUUGUGCCAGUGCUGAAGACAUUGCCAAUUAAAAUCAAGAUAAUUUAGGGUGAGAGAACUGGACUACUUAGAAACAAAAUGAGAAUUUAGGAGUUCCCAAGCAGAAGGCGACUAACGACACCAUGUCAGGCGAAGGGCUUUACAAGGCCGAGGUGAUCUAUAUCAAGGACGCUGAAAAAGGUGGAGCAGGGGACGCGGUCCAACAGGAGGCAUUUACUCUGUUGAAAUAUCCUGCUGAUCACCCAACCCCACCCCAGACCCCUGCCCCUGUCAAUACAGAAAAUACAGCCCACCAUUUUGUUUCCAGGCCCACUACUAUGGAAACAAAUGUCAACAAACACCAGAGCAUUUCUCGGCAGCACUGUCACAACGCCCCUGUGGGUGGCGAGGUCAGCUCGGGUCUGCUUUUUAAUAGAGUGUCCGAGUCAGAUGAGAGACUAAGCCCCGCAAGCUUCACAGACCCCGCCACACCUGAUUCUUGGAGGAGUCAGAGUCAGGAGUCUGUCCUCUCCGGGAGCUGGGACAAAGACAGGAGCUGGUCUGCGCUGCGCACCUCGCCCCCGACCUCCCCUCUAUCCUUCAGCCGUGCGCUGUCCCCGUGCUCCUCCGUGAGAUCUGGCAUGUUCACGCCCUCGUUUGUGCGAGUCAAGAGGCAAACCCUGGAACCUGCCUCCAGUUUAGUCCACAUGCCGCCGACCUGCUCCUCGCCGCCUGGUGAAAGCCCCUCCUCGUCCCCCUGCCCCCUGUCGCCACGCUCCCGACACAGGCUGCCUCCCACGCGGCUCUCCCUGCUGACAGCUAUCCUUCGUAAGGGCCGCCUGCCAGUCCUGUCACCUGCUCUGACUCUACAGCGGCCCUACUCCCCCUGCUGGCCCGUCCACAGCGGGACGUCCUGUAAUGCCUGCUUUGCUGCCUCCAGAGUGACCCCCAUUCCAGUGGAGGGGUCGGCCCCCAGAGCCCCUUCCUCAGCCUCUGUACACAGCGCCGCUCCGGGCCACAGUCACAAGGAUGGACGCGGGGCAGAGUCCCUGGGGUUCAUCGCCGCUCCGCGAUCCCUGGCGUCUAAGGAUUGUUCCACCUCGUGGGGAAAGAUUGGCCCUCAUAGCCCGCCGUUAUUACAUCUGAGUGAACGGAAAUCGAACGAUGGACUGGUGUCAGAGAGGGCCACCUCCCCGUCUUGUCAAAGAACUUUGUCUUCACCAAUCCCGCCGUUAUUACAUCUGAGUGAACGGAAAUCGAACGAUGGACUGGUGUCAGAGAGGGCCACCUCCCCGUCUUGUCAAAGACCUUUGUCUUCACCAAUCCCGCCGUUGCCUCUGCCGUUCCCUAAGGAUACCCUGAGAACGGUGGACUAUGCCAAAGUUCCCCUCCCCAAAGUUUUAAGUCCACCGAUAUAUUUGUCGCAAUCAAGGCUCUGGUACAUGUCUCCUGACCCGCUCAGCAGUUCAAUAAACGCAAGACCUGGCACUUUGUCCCCUGAACCUAAACCAGUUAAAAACCAGGGGACCUUGGUGCCUCAAGAUUCAAAUCAUCCCCAGAAAUCAUCAUCAUCUAGGCUUCUAAACGAGUCUCCUGAAUCAGUCAACGCCUCAGACUCAACACUGGACUCCACAUCUUUUAAACCUAAACCAAUCAACAAAAACUUUGUUCAAGCUUUGAAUUCUCAUUUGCACUCGAAGCUCAGCUCUCUGUCUUCUGCAGACAACAAGGCCCCGGUUUCCUCCGGACCCAAAGCUUCCUCCAUGGGGAUGUCUCACAACUGGGGGACCCCCAUGGGGACCCUUACCCACUGUGCGUCCUUAAACCCCCCAGUUUCAAGUCCACUUCCCUGCUCAUCUCUUUCCAAGCUGCAUGUUAUGGAUGUUAAACCUAGCUCCUUGUCCACCUGUGCCUCAGAAGGCCAUCUUCCAGGCCCAUCCCAGUUGUUAAGUGUCCCUGUUACCUCAAUACAAAGGCACACAGACGCAACAAGCCCAGCCCCGUUACAGAACGGCGUGAAAACUCCUCCCAGCUGGGGGCAGCACCUCAGCGUCCCCCAAGCUUACAAAUCUUUCCGCCUCCCUCCCAACCGUUACACGGCCCCUGGAUGUACCUCACCUGAGCCCAACACUCCCCCCUGUACUCCCGACCGCCUCUCCCUCUCCCCGUCUCCGGCGCCUCCGGCGCGUGACCUUACUCCGUCUCCCUCUCUCUCCGUACGCUCCACACCCUCUCCAUGCCUUUGGAGGGAGACGUCAGACUCAAUCGAUAAAAGAAGAAAGCCCCACAAGAUCAAGUUAAGCUACAAAACAUUUGCUGCAAUUCCCACAAACAACCUUCUGUUGGUCCAGCAGGCCAUUGACGAUGAAGUGGACAAAGACAGAGAUUCGCAGGACACAAUGGACAGGUGUAUCAAAGCGGACACACAUGAAGAGAUGUGUUCUCCAGCCGAGUUGCGGCAGCAGUCUGCAGAACUGUACUCUGUCAUAGACGAAGUGUUGGAGGACCCCAUUUCAGUGCGCCGCACAUCCCCUGCCCUUGGAUAUUCGAGGGAAACAUUGGACAAAGGCGGAUCAAGGUGGUACACAUCAUUACCAAAACAUUUGGGCCGCGAAACUAAAUAUGCAUCUUUCAAUCAACAACCAUAUUCUGCUGUUGAGAGAAAACUGACAGAUCCAUACAAGACCAAGCCUGGGGUAAUUCGACCAGCCCAUAUUAUCCCAAGAUUACCAGAGGAAGAUGAAAAAGAAUUCAAUUCAAACCCCUUCACGAAAUAUCUGGAUGAGCUGACUGUCAAUGACCAGAACAAGCUGGAAAAAACUUAUUUGGGAGAGACGGGGGCCGAUGGCAAAGUAGCCCCUGGCAACCUGGCCUUGAACACAGAGAAGACCAGCAGCAAAAACUCAACAGCUAAAGAGGACGACCUCUCCAUCUACUCACUGUCAAUUACUGAAUCUGAGGAGCCAAACCCUAACCCUGCCAAUGAUGGUUCCUGCCAAGGUGGUGCAACCUCUUUUAACCCUAUGAAGAAAUCGAGACUCAUCAGACCAGGCAACAUUCUUCCAGUCUUCAACUGUCCAAUUUUGAGACACAUGCAAUCAGACCUGGUCUUGGGAACGGCUGAACAUGAAGAUCUCAUCAGAGUUGAGAAAAUCAAAAUUUAUUUACUUUAUAGUCCACUUGUGGAAUAAUCUCCAGGAAGAGCUGAUGUCGGAUAAAGGCAAUUCAUUUUUUGGGGUGGGGGUUGGAUUCUUGUUUGUUAUAUUGCAGGAUGUGUACUUGUUUGUGAUUUACACAUUUUGAAUGUGUUUUGGUUGUAUGCUGUUAUGUAUUUGAAUUAUUUUGUAGAUGCAUGAAACACACAGGUCGUUACUGUAAAUAUGAAUGUGUUCUCAGUAAACUAACCUGGUAAAAUGGCAAACAAACACAAAAGGAACAUUGACCCACAACAGAACUAAUAUAAACCUUACACAUUUUACAUUCACAAUGAAGUAAGACUACAAUUGCAAUAUUAAUGUAUCACAUCCUAAAGUUGUGUAAUCCUUUGGUUGGAAGGAGACAAAUAUUAUUGUUUACCCUUUGUUUUGCAUCCCAAUAAUAAGUUUUUUAGUAAUGUUCAAUGCUGAAACUGCAAUCCAAAUAUGAUUUUAUUGCUGCUAUUGCAUUUGACCACUAGGGAGCAAUUAAGUUACAUAUACCAUGUUUAAGCUAGGAAACUUUUGUGCAAAGCUGUCUGUUGCUGAAGGAUGCAGUACCAUCAAAGGUUUGGUUUUCACAAUGCAUCCCUUUACAAAACUUUUUUUUUAAUUGUCAGUGUGGGAGAAUCAUUGACUUAUGUUUACUUACUGAACCAAAUUUGUAUUUAGUAUAUAAUUUAUAAAUACAAAUAUAUAAAUGUAAUCAUAUAUAAAAUGCAAAUACAUCUAAGCAACAGCUAAAUGAUAAACGCCUGCUAAAGUCACUCUAUGUAGCAUCAAGAGAACUUGUAGUUUUUUGUAUAAUUUACCUUUAGUUACAAUGUAUGUUGGUAGUAGGAGGGCUGUAAAAAAAAAAAAAAAGUGGGUCUCUGUCCAGGCAUUUAUACUGUAGUUAGUGUUGAGGUACCUAUGCAUCAGUGUUCAUCCCAUGAAGACAAACGAAUAUCUGUCUGUUACGGUUGUUACUUUACGCGGUGCCGUCUUCACAUUUACAGGGUUGGUAUGGUGCAGCAAAAUGAAUUGGUGUCUGUUUCCACAGAUGCAGUGCAGCCAAAUGUGGGAAGUACUUAUCCUGUAGUUAGCAAGUAUGUACAUUAUGUAAGUACUGUCAUGAUACCAGAUGGAGGCAGGUGUUGUGGUUCCAAUCGCAGAGUGCGCCGCUUUUAUUGGUACACGGGCAGGCAAAAGGUCAAAACACAGUAGUCCAAAAAGCAGGCAAAGAUACAGACGGGCGAGACUAGGAAUUGGAGUCAAAGGAAAAGUAGGCUAAAGCAGAUCUGUACACAAAGAUCCAAAAACGGUUGUAAUUCCAGAAAAGGGCUGUGAGAAACGUUCAAUACCUCACAAUCGGAAGACUGGGAGUGAAUGAACUAAAUAGUGGGAGAAAGCAAAGGAACAGGUAAGUGACACAGGUGAUCCGUAUUCAGGUGAUUGUGAGGCGGGAACAGGGGUGCGUUCAGGUAGAGUGGAAGGUUGAGUUCUGGGAGGUGCGCUGGUUCCCACUGAUGAGUGAUGUGAAUGGGGCACAGACCUUACAAGUAAUAGAAUUUCAUAAUCUACUUCAUUGAAAAAAACUUACUAUUCUUCGAUUAUGUGGUUUUCCCAAGCAGCUAUUUGAAAAUAAAAGCUAGACGUAAUUGUAAAUCAUGAUUCAAAGCAGGUUAAACCAUAGUUACAACUGUAAUGUGACAUAUUAGGGUAGUUAAAUGGUAUGUUAAAGGGGAUAUUUUUUUGCCAAUUUAGCAUAAAGUUCCUUCUUACCUCAACACACUCCAUCUUUUAAAAAGUUUGAGAUUUUGCACUUUGACCCUGCUCUUCUAUGGCAUUGAAAAUCCUACACAUGCUAGUGGACUGGACCUUUUGUUGUGUUCACGGUACAGAGCUCCUUCCCACAGACCAAAUACAGGAAGUGCAGCAUAAAGCUACCAUUAACAAGCAAUGCUUGCAAGUUUUAAUUAACUGAUAAGAUAAAUUCAUUAAAUCGUAUUUCCAAGCAUUUCAAGUGCAAUUUAGACUAAACGGGAAGUUGUUGAUAUCCCUCUAUUAACAAUGUCCUUAUCAAAUUGCCCAUUAGCUAGAUUUUGUUGUUUGUGAGCUGUCCUCCAGGUACAGUUUUUAUCUAGUAGAAACUAUUUACAUAGACUCAUGGCUAUUCCUAAAGCCAAAGGUGCCUCCACGCAAAUAUUGACUAACGGGGGUAAAUCCUUUUCUGUU
Molecule: messenger RNA, 5566 nt
Organism: Esox lucius (northern pike)
Lineage: Eukaryota; Metazoa; Chordata; Actinopteri; Esociformes; Esocidae
Gene: mlip
Product: muscular LMNA-interacting protein
Exons: 14
Coding region: 299-3346 (1015 amino acids)
Biological process (GO): negative regulation of transcription by RNA polymerase II
Cellular component (GO): sarcolemma; PML body; nuclear envelope
Molecular function (GO): lamin binding; transcription corepressor activity
Source: RefSeq, a predicted model, not a curated record